Molecule: messenger RNA, 3414 nt
Organism: Purpureocillium takamizusanense
Lineage: Eukaryota; Fungi; Ascomycota; Sordariomycetes; Hypocreales; Ophiocordycipitaceae
Exons: 3
Coding region: 236-3277 (1013 amino acids)
Biological process (GO): nucleolar large rRNA transcription by RNA polymerase I
Cellular component (GO): RNA polymerase I core factor complex
Molecular function (GO): RNA polymerase I general transcription initiation factor binding; RNA polymerase I transcription regulatory region sequence-specific DNA binding
Source: RefSeq, a predicted model, not a curated record
CGGAGCUUCACCGUGAAACGCCUCGCCAAGGUUGAGCUCACCGCGUUGCUCUACUCUGAAUGGCACGUCACGCCUCGCGCUCCGGUAGCACAGCAUGAUCUUCUGAGCGACAGUUCCGAGCGAUACGCUACCGCCACCAUCGGCCACCAUCGCAUCACUACGCCACGGCAGUCCGAGAUGAAGUGCCAGGCCAUCAUCAAGUCGCCCGCACAUUGGAAGUCUUUGCUUGGUCCAAAUGGCUGAGCAUCGCCGCUUUGCGGACCUCAACUAUGGUCACGCAGGUCUUUUAACAUAUAUACCUUCCGAGGACCCCGAGAAUAGCCCAGGCGUGCUGCAUACAACCCGGGCGUUACCCAGCUCGCUUCACUUCCGGAUAGUGGGAUCAUCAGCUCAAUUAUACCCCCCCUCCAAGUCGGUGACGCCCGCUGCUACUUCGUCUUCCCACUCGUGGGAGGAACGUCGGGUGCAGAGGAGAUGGCUCCUUAAUUCUCACCCCGAGGCCUUCAUCGGUGACUCGUCCGUUCAGGAGCUGCUCAAAGAUGACAUGGAACGCUUCAAGAACGCUGUCGAGGAGCCGAACCGCAAGGCCCUACUGGCCGUCGGCCUCAUGGCCGAUCUGACAAACCAAUGGAACCUGAGAGGGGCGUCUGUUCUCGCGACCGCAACCGGGCACUCCGGGCAAGAGCUGCGACUUGUCCGCCUCGAUGAGUCGCAAUGGCAGUGGGGAGAUCACAAGGACGUACUUUUGAAUCUAUCCGUUAUCGAUCCUGUGCACCAGGAGGAAGAAGCCAUCUGGACGAGCGAUUCAGUGCCGAUAACGCAGGUCAAGUUUGCAACUCAUGUCUCUCGACACGGCUACGAUCGAUGGCUUCUAGUGCAGAAAUCCACGGGAACGACCCUUUUACAGCCCGAAUACAAUCUCUUGCCGGUCUCCCAAUCCGAAACGGCUGAGGCAUCGGGAGAGCAGGGGCCGUCGUUCAUCAAGCCAAAUCCCUUGCUCACGUUGGAGGCGAGCCGAACGGGUGGCAAUGCGCAUUCCGACAUGUUUCUGAACCCGUCAUCGCUGGGUUGUCCCCCUCAGCUGGGUGUCAUUGAUGAAUGCGGGUAUUGGAGUAUCUGGAACAUCAUGGGCGCCACAGAUGCCGUCAAGAGGACCCUUCAUCUGGUCCCCUUCAGGUGUGGGCAUAUCAUCCAAGGCUUCAUGGAUACAAUUCCAAAAUAUCCGUCCUAUCCAGCAACGAGCCACGGCAUGCUCGGCGUUGGCGCACCGCAGGCCGGCACAACGUAUCGCACCCCUGCGAAAGGCGCUGGGCCUCUAGGUGCGGUCACAGUUCCUUCACGCUACGUACUGCUGUGGAAUUCGAGUCAAUUGGAGCUGUUUGAUCUCGAAGCCACUACCGUCUUUCGAAAGCUAGACUUGACCUCGUCAUCUCACAGACGACCGGAUCGCAUCCUAGACAUCCAACUCAGCCCCUUCAACGAGGAUCACGUCUUUGUGCUGACUACCCGACAAGUCAUCUGGGUUGACCUCGAUUGUCUGAAUAGACAGGGCGAGGAAAUAUGCAAGCCAAAGAUGCUCCUCGCUUGUUCGCAUCCUGGUCUUGGACACGAGGAGAUAAGAAUGAGUGUUGCUCCCUGCGCGGGUGAGACUCAGUCAGCGCUUGUUUUUACACAUUCUCCGGGGACAGAGCAGCUGUGCGUUUACUGGUUCACCAUUUCGCCAACCACCGGCCUGCCGCAGUGGUAUCGCGACAUCUCGCGCCUGCCAGGCAGUGAUGGGCUUUCUCCAAGCUCCAACACGCAGCUCCUUCGGGUGCAUCCUGCAAGACUUGAUGCCUCUCCGAAGCACUCUUCUGAUGGGCCUGGGUCGAGAUAUCGUGACAGCGACACCCAAUUCUAUCAAGUGAUGGCUCUUUCUGAUAAUCUCGGCGUGCGAUAUUCCAUGUACUCAUCCGUUUGCGACCCCACAGUCGAAGUAACACUUCCCACCACACGGGUGGGUUGGUCAAAGAGCGAGCAGCGGCGUCGCUGGAAAAUGCGUCGAAGGCAUUUCCUACAGCAUGUUACGGACACCUUCGUCGUGUCCGACGCAAUGGACCAAGACGACUUGGCAGCCCUUCUUAAGCAGGGGGAUGUCGAGGAGGAAGAGAAGCCCGCGGUCGUCGGUGAGAACCGGCUCGUACCCCAACGGCGACCGAUACGCUUAAAGAUGGACCGAAUUGCGCAGGCGAUCCAGGAACAACUCGACGCGAGUGCUGCGCAAGGCUCUUUGGGACUUCCGGUAGCCCUGUUCGAUGCUCUGCGAGCUUUCAUUGAGCACGGACUUGAAUUUGGGAUGCCGCUUUUCACAUGGGCCGAUGUAGCUUUUUCACUCGAGCAGCCUGUACAAUAUGGGCCGCCCGAGAACGGCAUGGAGAGCGAGAUCGAGCAACUUUUCGACGUGAAUAGUGACAAUGUCGUCGUUACGCAGUUACGGAGGCGUUCUGAAAAGGAGCCACUGGACGCUUUGCUCGGCCUAGGUUACUUGCAGCAUCAGUACUCUGCACUGUGGCUUGACUCGGGGAACGAGAUUCCCAAAGACCUCCAGCAGAUCCGAAGGGUGUGGGUGAACGAAAUUGCUCGGGACGUGUUUCUGUCGAGCUAUGGGGUCAUGGUCCAGCAUGUUCCUCUAUUGGGGGCGCCGACUUCCGGUCCGGACGAAACCCUCCUUGAGAAGUCUGCAAUAUUGCCGUCUUCUCCUCCACGACGCAGCCCUCGGGUUACCUCGUCUUCUCCCGAGCCAGGGCCUUCGACGCCUCCGACCCCGUCGGUACAGGAGGAUGCUGCCAUUCAGCGUUUGAUGCUCUUGGCCACGUUUCAAGAGCCUGCGCUGCUGGUUUCGACGAAACAAUCCAAAAUACUAUCGUACUGGCCCGCAGAGCGGGGAGUCGAUACCCGAGACUAUGUAUCCAGCGUUGCAGUGGCAGCCGACGAAAAGUUUAGAGACGCCAGGCAGCGACUACAUAGGAUCGAGGCGAAGCGAAAGGCUCAGGCAGAGAAGUACAAGCGACCUGCGUUUAUGAGGCAGGGCUUCCCGAUGAGCGACGGCUUCGACCAGGAGGCGACCAGUCUGCCGAUGCGACCGCCGCCCGUGCAGGCCAUGUCGAGCCAGCAGGCUGUGCCAGAAUCAUCGCAGACGCAGAUGGGGCCGACGGUCACGAUGAGCCAACCCAUGCCGGGAACAUUCGGAGGAGACAGGAAGAAGAAGAAGGGAAAGCGCAAGAGUGGCUUCAGAUAGUCAAUGCAUGUCGACACACAAUGUGCCUUGCGCCAGCGCUUCCGCGCGUUGUGAUCAAGAACAUCAGAUGUCCAAUCUAAGCUUCCAUUAAACGUAUAUAUGGUAGGACUCUUGAUAAUUCAAUCCGCGAUGUGCCC